GAGAACUUGGGUUAAAGAGCGGUAUAUAACUAUCCGUGGAGCCUCCGGGCUGGCCUCUCUUGCCCUCUACUUAGCAAGGUCUGGAUUGUCGUCUUCAUGCUACACUCGUUUUUUUAACACUUGGGUGCGCCUUUUAGGAGUUGGCUGCCUUUCCCCUGGGUGUGCACCAGAAGUCUACCGGAGACGGUCGCUUGGGAACCUGCUGAGUGACAUUGGCGCGCUGCAUCAUGACGGUGGCCACUCAACAGCCACAGAAGCCUCCGAGGCGCCAAGGCGUGGGCACGGAUCGGGGCACGGAUCGGUCUCACUGGCCCGGCCACUUGUCGCUCCCCUGAUCCUGCUGGUGGCGGCAGGGCCGGGGGGGGGGGCGGGACAGGACCCCCCCGCCUUUCCCGUGGCUCGGCUCUCUUCUCUUGCAGCUGCUCGCCCCUCCCCGGCUGAGAAUGGUUGCUCCUGUUGCUGCGGGCAACGGAAACACACAGCCCCGGCCGGGAGUCUGCCUCGGCGAGGCCUGCAAGGCGCCACCUGGGCCCUGGUCGCUGCAGAGGACCCGGAGCAUGGGGGAGUGCCGUGCAAAGCGCAGAUCCGAUGCGGCUUCUCCGAAAAGACACAGAUCUUGGCAGGAUGUUUCCAUAGUGGAUAUUGAAACUGAUAAUGGAGUAUUGGUUACCAAUAUCAACCAGACUCAGGAUCUCAUGAGGCUUGAGAAUACGUCUGCGCUGUUUGCUGGGAUGAAAGCCACAGAUGACUGGAUGAAAGUCUUCUGUUUAGAAAACCUGCACCUUACACUAGAAGACCUCAUGCAGCAAGGCAGUGUUCUACAAAAUGGAAGGCAACCGUCAGAACACAUUCAGUUUGAUAAAGAAGCAAUUAAAGAUUUUGAAUCUCAGCUGUACAAAGCUAUUGAACUCUACGACAAACGGGUUAAUUGGCUUCUGCAGGGCAGCCGAAAGAUGUUUGGUAUUAUUCAAGGGAGCAGAGUUGGAGUUCUUAUUGAUUCCUCAGAUAUAAGUUGUGGUCCAAGGCUACGUGACUUUCAAAAUGAUCUUUUGUCUUUAAUAGAUGAGCAGCUGUGUUAUAUGAAGCAAUUAUACUUCAUUUCAUUUGGUACGGAGGUCUCAUCUCUUUGGAAGUUGCCCAAAGCUAUAAGUGUGGAUGUCUUGCAGGAAGCGAGAGAAUGGGUGAAAGGACUGAAACCCAAUGGAGGCUGCAAUUUACUGAGAGCUUUAAAAAAAACCCUUGUGCUAAGAGAGCUGGAUUCACUGGUGAUUAUUGUGGGAAGCUGUCCAGACCAGUCCCCAGAGAUAUUGUCUGACUACAUCCAGCAGUUUAUGCCAGGGAGGAUACUGCUAGUCCAUACAGUCGCCUACGAGUGCAGCAAUCAAGUGCCUCCCGCCGUUCUGAGGAGCAUCGUGGAUGCCGUAGGAGGCCGUUACCACUGCUGUGCUUCAAGUACUGAGAAUUUCACCAGCAAUGAUAUUAACCUGGUCCUUUGUCAACUCCAAAAAGCCAACGAAUUGCUCGGUGUCAUCAAUGAUAUCUAUUUGGGCAAGACGGACGAGUCAUGUUUUGAUUUAGUAAAAGAUAACGCCAUGGAGUGCCUGCAGCUCGGAGCCGCCCCGGCCGGUGUCCUGUCCAAGUCAAGUCACGGAAGGCCUCUUGCGAUCCAAAUGCCAAACCUCUUGGCCCAAACCUCGGCGGAAUGGUUGAAAGUGAAUGGCCUGAAAGCCAAGAAGCUCAGCCUCUAUCAAGUUCUGGCACCCAAUGCUUUCUCCCCUGUGGAAGAGUUUGUGCCUAUUCUCCGGAAAACAGUGUCGUCGACUGUAUACGAGAAAGCAAUGAUGCCAUUUGAAUGGCAUGAUGGCACCGUUAAGAAUGUCCAUGUAGAUCCACCAAUACUGUACGAUUAUCAGAAGCAGCUUGGUAGGAUGGUGAGGUUGUAUGAGAGACGCAUUGAAUGGCUCUCCAUGGCCAGCAGAAGGAUUUGGGGGACUGUCUGUGAAAGGAGGGUCGCUCUACUGGUGGAUGUCUCCCUUGGCAGCUCCAUGUACAUCCUCCAUAUACAACAUGCCCUGCGACUCUUGCUGGAGGAACAGAUGGCAAGGAAGGACUGCUUCAAUAUCCUCGCUUUUGGAAAUAAUGUUAAGGUUUGGCAACCGGAAAUGGUUCCUCCGCAUCAAGACAAUUUGCAGAGUGCUUGGAAAUGGGGACUGACUCUGCAGUGUGAAGGCAGCAGGAAUAUUAUGAAUGUUCUUAGAAGAGUUGUGGAGGUGGAUUUUAAAGAUAAAGACAAGCACAAAUCCCAAGGAGUUUACCUGCUCACAACUGGAAUUCCUGACCAAGAGGUGCACCUAAUUAGUUCUUACAUGGCCGAGGUCUGUGGAGGGUGCGAUUUGCGGCUGCACGUCUGUCUGUUCAGCGUCGAUGGUUUCCCCUUUGAUGACAAUAUACCACCUCGCUACGCCAGUCUAAAUGAAACGGCUGCGGCUUUCAAGGAAAUUCUGCAGGCUGCCAACGGCCGGUUUCACUGGUUUGGAGAAACAGGCAUCUAUGAAAGCGACGAUAUCAGCAUUAUUAUGUCCGAAAUGGAAAAAGCAGUCAACUAUUCCCGCAAAUUUCAGGGUUUGCGACAUAGGGGAGCAUUCAAAAAUAUGCCGGCUUGCAGGCUGCAGUGGUAUUCCUUUCCGCUUCACUCUGUAUCAUGGGCAUACCAAGUCUCGGCGUGGACACAAGAUUCGGCUGAGUGUGCCUUACUGGUGGAAUCCUUAAAGCAACGAUCAGGAAGUCAGCUGGCUGAUCAGCUGGUCCCCAAAGAAGAGCUAACUAUGUUAGAGAAAAAGGAGAAGAGCAGACCACAAAAAUUGCCAUCUCCAAAACCAACAGCCCUCUCUCUGGCAAGAAUGAACCUCAGCCAUGAUAGUGACAGCAGCAGCACCCUGAAAGCACUCUCGUGGCGUCCACCAAGUGCCAGAGCAGAAAUUCCACCAGCACAGCCAAUAAGCAAGGUUUCGCUGGCAAACAGGAGAAGGAAAUCCAAGUCAAGGAAGCAGCCAGAGGUUUCGCUCUCAUUAUUUUAUACUGACAAAGGAAAAAAUGUUGGUGCUGUUUACAAAAAAUAUUCAAACCCCAAGUGCGUGAAGAAGUCAAUUCCUAAUGUCACUUUGCCAAAGGAACAAGACACGUGCUCAAGCAAGGAGUGGUUGAGCAGAUUUAGUAUAAAGAAACUGAAGUUAGAGCUGCCCAGCCUCAUUUUUGGACCCGAGUGUGUACACCAGAAGAAAAUGGUGGACUGUUUGCGCAAGAAAGUGUCUGCAAAAUACUGUGACGUCUUUCCUAGUGUGGAAAUGAAUGGUAUUGUAAAACACCUUCAAGUCCAGCCAAAAGUUUUAGAAGAGUACAUUGAGCAGAUGGAAAAAGUUUUGAGAUGCUACAUUCAACGGGUACAGUGGCUUCUGUCGGGGAGCCGUCGCUUGUUUGGGGUCAUUUUGGAAGCCAAUGUUUGCAUCCUGAUUGAUACAUCCGGUUCCAUGGAGCCUUCUUUGGAACAAGUCACUCAGGAGCUCACCUCCCUUAUCUGGGAACAGCUGCGGAAGAACAGUACCAAGUUCAACCUGAUCAGCUUUGCAGAAGAUGUUGAUAUGUGGCAGGAGUGCCUUGUGGAUGCCACAGAUGAAUCCUGCCAUGAUGCUGUGCAGUGGGUGUCCACCUUUCAAGCUCACGGGAAUACAACCAUCCUUAAGGCUUUACGGAGAGCUUUUGGUCUUCAAGGGGUCGAGGCUCUGUACGUUCUGACCGACGGGAAACCAGACACCAGCUGCCGUUUGGUUCUCAAAGAAAUCGAAAUGCUUCUGAAGGAGCACGCGGUCCGAAUCCACACUGUUUCAUUUAACUGCUCAGACAGAGAAGCAAUAGACUUUCUGAAGAAACUGGCCUGCCAGACAGGUGGACGCUACCAUCAGUGCCACGGGGCUGUGGAUGGCCAAUUGGCAGCACAUAGGAUGCUAACAGAAGGCUUCAGCGAUAAGGAUGAUCCAGUGCUCCCGUUGUUUGAAGGCGAUGAUUUAAAGACACUUGCCGAAGAAAUAGAAAAAGCUAGGAACUAUCGGACGCAGGCCAAGUUCUUUAGUUGUGUCCUACCCAUAAUUGCACUGGGUGUGUGUGUGUGUGUGUGUGUGUGUGUCAGUCAUCAUAUUUGCCUCAUUCUUCAUUUUAGAUCAGUAUUAGAAAAGAGAAAUGUGAACCAGAAGAAUCAUUCUUCCCAAGACAGCUGCCUCCAGAAUGCAGUUGCUGAGGCAACGAAGGAGACGACAGAAUGACCAGGUCACUGCCGCAAACUGUGCUUCAUGGGCCCAUCCAUCCAAACUCGCAUGUUUUGGGAAACACCUUUCUGGACAGCUUCCCUCCAAUGUUGGUGGCACUCCAAAGAGGUGGCAACGUCAGUGACUCCGGAAACCCGCAGUUGCCGACUCGGUCCAACCCCCAGGUAGACCAAGGAAAGCCCUUCUGGAGACUUGCGCACCUGCGCAGGCUGCCCUCUGGGAAGCAAUUGGCGCUCUCUGCUGAAAUUAUUUCCCUGUAUCCACUUCACUGAACUUGAACGGAAGUAGCCCAGCUCUCCCGCCCAUUGGAAUUAGGGGCUUGUACAAAGGUUUCUGGUAGACUGACUUAGAACGAGGAGUCUUUUGAGGAAAAGCAAUUAAAGGGAUCUUCUUGGCUAUAGAUGCUGCUGGUUUUUCCAAAAAGCAGAGGAGAAAGCAUCAUCUUUCCCCAUUAGUAAUAUAAAAUGUACUGAAUACAUACAAAUAAUCUCUCGGCCUCAAGGUAGGGCAAAAUGUUGAUGUCCAAAUGCCUUCGAGGACCGCAGGAUGGUCAUUCCCUGGGAAGUCAGCGGAUAAGAAGCCUGAAUUCACCAGACCCUUGAGGUGAUGUCAAAUUCUGGCUACGUGCGGCUCUAGGGAAUUGGCACUGAAAAGCAAGGCAAGCCCGUUCAACCUCGGAAGCACAGAAGUGUAAAGCAGCCUUAGAAAAGUGUAAAGCAACCAGAAACACAUUUUGUCCAUUGCCAUGCGGAAGACAGUUUUACUGCAUAUGAGGAGACCCCCACUGCACAUACGCAUCCAACGCUUCUCUCGUGGAAGCCGUAUUCGAAGCGUUUGCGCCAUUUAUGCACGUAUUCCAUUGCACUCUUGGGAAUGCUCUGAAGUCUUGGGUGUGAAUGUGAUAUAUCUCCCAGUACACUAGAUGGCAUGACCCAAAUAGCUGCUUAAUCUGGAGCGAGAUCCGUCGAUACCCAUAAGAAUGGGUUCUGCGCCUGCGCAGGAGUCACGCGGUAGCCAUGCCUGAGCUUGUCGAAGCGCCGAAGCCACGCCCCCACGCUGAAGCGUUCUAUAUAAGGCGUGCCUUUGGCGCGAAGUCCCUCAGUUCUUUUCCGACCGCCUUUGCGUUUGGACCUCGGUCUGCCGCCUCAGUUGUCGGAAAGUUCCUCUCUUCUUGCGAAAAAAGUUCAUCCUUAAUUUGACUGAUCUACACGGAUUUGGACACGGACUGGAAAGCAAAUUUGUUGGGUUUUGACGUGGAACGGAUUCUUGGCACUCCCUGGCUAAUUGACGCGGACUGGAUGAUGACGAUCCCCAGACUUCGACCUGGAACGGACUUGACUACCAAGUUUAGAAAUGGCUGAGGAGAAAAAGUCUUUUAAGUGGUGUGAAAGCUGCAGGGCGAAACUCUCCUCAAAAGACCUUUACGGCCUUUGUCUGUUGUGCCUCGGUGAGGAGCACAAUGUCUCCUCUUGCAAGAGCUGUCUAUCCUUCUCGAAGCAGACAAGAAAAAACUGGGCUCUUCGCCUUCGGGCGGCUAUUUAUGACGAUGUCUUGAGCCCUUCGACUCCGGGUACACCCCGUCCGUCGGCUUCGGCCUCCAGAAUGCCUCCGAGGUCGGAGUCUCCAAAUGAUGAACUUAAAGCGUACCAUAAGCACAUUCGUGUGAUGGCUGAUGCCCUAGGACUGGAUAUCCGCUCACACCUAGCAACAAUAGAUGAUCCAGUUUAUAAUUUUAUGCUUCAAUCUCAGUCUACUGCUCCUGUGGCGUUGCCUAUGCUGCCAGUGAUCACAAGAGCCGCUAAAUGUGCCUGGGAGGUGCUUCACACCUCCACACCAACCUCAAAGAAACUUGAGAGCCUCUACCGGGUAUAAGAUAAGGAUAAUGAAUACUUGUUAAAACAUGACCCAAAUAGUUGCUUAUUUUGACUAUACCUUGUGUGUGUUAAAAGUAGCUCAUGUAAUUGUAAUGGGCAUCAUUUAUUAAAUUGUAUAAUUAUACUUGUUAAAAUAUGACCCAAAUAGCUGCUUAGUUUGAUUAUGCCUUGUGUGUGUUAAAAGUCGCUCACGUAAUUGUAAUGGCCAUCAUUUAUUAAAUUCUAAACGUGUA
Hemicordylus capensis (graceful crag lizard) is the source of this 6426-nucleotide messenger RNA. RefSeq names its product von Willebrand factor A domain containing 3A (gene VWA3A). The record is from RefSeq and is a predicted model, not a curated record. Bases 444 to 4316 code for a protein of 1290 amino acids. The transcript is spliced from 34 exons. Lineage: Eukaryota; Metazoa; Chordata; Lepidosauria; Squamata; Cordylidae.